CAAAUGCCAUCCUGGUCUCGUCUACCCACUUCCCUCGGGUCCCUCAUCCCUCCGGAGCCACACUCAACAUGCGUCUCCCUCCCUGCCUGGUCAGACGUACACGGCAUCGCGCUCGAAGACCCGAAGGUUCUCGGACAGCUAAAGAUGACAUACCCGAGGAUGUGGAUUCAUGAGAGCAUCGUCAAGCUCGCAUCCAUCUUUGAACAAAAAUACGCCACCUCUCCCUCCGAACGCGCCCUCCUCCUCCCGUCCUCCCACCUCGCCUCCCUCUCCCAAAAAUGGCUCAUCGCAAACGCCUUUUCCUCUAAUAAUACGUCAAAAUCUACCACCGCCACCGCCACCGCGUCUCCAGCUGCUCGCCUCCUCUCAUCCGAACAAAACCAGCUCCUUCCAGCCUCCAGCUACCCCGAGGUUCAAGUCUACGUGGUGAUGGUACAGGAGCAAUAUUGGACACUCGCCAUGAGUCUCUGGACGCAUUGUGGGUUUGGGGUGAGCAGUCGGUUGGUGGAGCGGUAUUUGACGUUGUUGGAGGCAGAGGAAGAGGAACAGAAGCAUGAGCAGGAGGGAUUCCGGUUGUUGGAGAAGGGAAAUGUGAAAGCGAAGAGGAACGGAAAUGCGCGCGCUACGAACGGGAAUGGACAUCUAUCGAACGGUCAUGCCUUCACCAACGGCGAUGCAGCUAACAUCAACCAAUCCAUUGACCCAACGCACCCCUUCUUCAACACCUCCGCCACCUCCGGCGCCCUCAUCUCAGCCGGCACGGAAGCUAAAACCGUCAUUCGUAGCCGUAUCGCCUCGUUCGCGUCCUCCGAGUCGAAUCCUAUCGAUCCCGAAGACGUCUUUCUGUUUCCGAAUGGGAUGAUGGCGGUGUGGAGUGCGCAUAGGUUGGUUAUGGAGAGUAUGGGUGAGGGCAGGAGCGUAUGUUUUGGGUUCACGUACUGCGAUACUAUCAAAUUCCUUCAGGAAUGGGGACCGGGCUGUAUCUUCUACCCGGACGGUUCAGAGUCCGACAUCGACGCACUCGAAGCACUGCUCGAGCAGCAGCACCUCAACGCCGAUACUCCGGCCGCUCCUCCCAUAAAAGCCCUCUUCACCGAAAGGCCCUCCAACCCCCUCCUCCGCACCGCCAACCUCCCCCGCCUGCGCGAACUCGCGGAUCGGUACGGCUUCGUGGUCGUGGUGGAUGAUACGGUCGGAAGCUGGGUGAAUGUGGAUGUGAUGACGCCGGGGUAUGCGGAUGUGGGGGUUUGUAGUUUGACGAAGUGGUUUAGUGGGCGGGCGAAUGUCAUGGGCGGGAGUUUGAUCCUCAAUCCAUCCUCGCCACACCACGCCCUCUUACGUUCGACCAUGCUCAAUACGACCAAAAAUCCCUCCGAUAUCCCCUCUUCGGACAUCUUCUUCCCCACCGAAGCCCUCGUCAUGGAAUACAACUCGCGCGACUACCUCCCCCGUAUGCGUAUCCUCAAUCAUCGUGCUGCGGUCUUGGUUGAGUUCUUGAGGCGCAAGAUGGAGAUGGAGGGGGGAAAUGGGGUUAAAUGCGCAGGCGUGAUCAAGCGCGUUAUGUAUCCCGAUUCACAAACGACGGAGAACUACGAGCUUUGUCGGCGUCGAUAUCCUCUCGUAUCUCACCCCUCCAAUUGCCCCCUUCCCUCCGACGCCCCAUCCUCCCUUUCACACCCGAACAAAGGACAAUACAAAAUCGAACCAGGCUACGGUCCCCUCCUCUCACUCCUGUUCCACACACCCGCACAGGCACGCACGUUCUACGACGCUCUCAAGAGUCCGAAGGGAACGUCGUUCGGGACGCCGUUUAGUAUGACUUUACCGUAUGUUUUGAUCGUUUAUGGGGGUCAGUCUAGUGGAGAUGUGGACUCGGUUCAGGGAGAAGGGGACGGCGGAGGGAAGGAAGAGAAGCAGGAUUUGAGGUGGGCGGCGGAGAGGGGGAUGGAGGAGGGGUUGGUUAGGGUUUGUGUGGGGUGGGAGGAUGAGUGUGAGGGGGGAGUGGAGGAGGAUGGGAUGGAGCUGGUUCGGGAGUUCGAGAGGGCGUUGAGGGUCGUUGAGGAGAUGGAGGUGGGUGGGAAUGCGUGGAAGGUGAAUGGCGAGGCGAAGGUGAAGGUGAGUGGGAAUGGGCAUGCGAGUACGAAUGUUGCUUGAGGGGACGAACUGUUCUUGUCGUGAAGGCCUUAAUAAUACUU
Stereum hirsutum FP-91666 SS1 is the source of this 2195-nucleotide messenger RNA. Its product is annotated as PLP-dependent transferase. Gene Ontology annotation, molecular function: pyridoxal phosphate binding; cystathionine gamma-synthase activity. The record is from RefSeq and is a predicted model, not a curated record. The transcript is spliced from 4 exons. Bases 4 to 2154 code for a protein of 716 amino acids. Gene Ontology annotation, biological process: transsulfuration. NCBI's taxonomy places the organism in Eukaryota, Fungi, Basidiomycota, Agaricomycetes, Russulales, Stereaceae.